GGUUAAGUACUUAUAUUGUUCACAGAUGUUAGUGUUCUAUUGUCGAUAUUUGCGGCGUUCGCUAUUUUUCAAACAGCGGCAGCCGCUAAUCUUCCGCUGCUGCGCGACUCUUUUCGACGCAGUUGAUUUUUUUUAUCCUCCUGAAAGCGUUUUUCUUGGUAAGCUUUUAAUAAGUUCUUGUUAACAUCGGGAGCCGCAUGUUUCUCAAGUGUUUGUUGUAACGACGCAUACCUAUGGUGCGUUUACUGACGAUGUUCGACUUAGGCAAAUGUCUUUGCCGGAGUCGCUGCUUUACGCUGCUUUACGCUGCUUUACGACGUGACGAUUCACUUUGGCUGAAGUUUCACAUAGAUUACAUAGACACAAACAUACAGAUUAUAGGUGUUUAUACACGAUACGUAUAGUGUGUGGGACAAAUAAUCCCUAGCCCUUUAACACAGUCCGUGGUGGACAGACGGUGAAGGCAGCGGAUGAUGUCAGUAGGACUGGUAUGCAGCAAAGCUCUGACGUCACUCAGUUAAAACUCCAGCUGUGGCGAUUCAGGCCAAAUAAGGAGCAAAGUGAGCCAGGUAUUAAGUUGAUCUGGACGUGCAAAACACCUGGCGUUUCUGCCUUUGACUGAUAGGGAUUUAAUAGUAUCUAAAUACUACAGUGUACUGUGGAUUACACCAUUGUGAUACUGUACAGCAGAAGGAUUAGCAGUGGCUGUCAGACAUUGUCAGUGUCAGAUGCAGGUUGACAGGUUUGAUGCUGUCUGCAACUAUAAUUCCUCUAUUUGAUCGUGCACUUGAAAUUCCCUAAAGCACUGAUGACUGGGACAGACAAGUGACUGACAACGACACAACCACAGGCAUUAACAAUCCUAAAAUAUAUCAAAUGAGUCAUAGCAUAGUGUGAGAUGUAAGGAAACCUUUUGCAAAAACCCAGAAGAGACAAAAAAGCUUUAUGAUUGCAUAAACCUGACAACAGCACAUAGUCAGAGCUGGUACUUCAAAUCACUGAGGGUUUUCUGAAAGUAACUAUCCACUACCAGAUCUGAUGAAUCUAAAGGCAUUGCUUCAUCACACCAUGGCUGGAUUCAGGCAAGAAGAUGUCGAGUUGUAUUAUGAGAUGGGAGAGGAGCUGGGCAGUGGACAGUUUGCCAUUGUUCGCAAAUGUAAAGAGAAGAGCACAGGCAUCGAGUAUGCUGCCAAGUUCAUAAAGAAGCGCCGCCUGUCGUCCAGCCGGCGGGGGGUGAGCCGCGAGGAGAUCGAGCGGGAGGUCAACAUCCUGCGAGAGAUCCAGCACAGCAACAUCAUCACCCUGCACGACAUCUUUGAAAAUAAAACAGACGUGAUCCUGAUCCUUGAACUGGUUUCUGGUGGAGAACUGUUUGACUUCCUGGCUGAGAAGGAGUCUCUGACGGAGGAGGAGGCCACCCAGUUCCUCAAACAGAUCCUGGAUGGAGUUCAGUAUCUGCACUCCAAACACAUCGCCCACUUUGACCUCAAGCCUGAAAAUAUCAUGCUGCUGGACAAGAACGUCCCAAACCCCAGGAUUAAACUGAUUGACUUUGGAAUUGCUCAUCAGAUCAAAGCAGGAAAUGAGUUCAAGAACAUCUUUGGAACCCCCGAGUUUGUUGCACCAGAAAUAGUAAACUAUGAGCCACUUGGACUGGAGGCAGACAUGUGGAGCAUUGGAGUCAUCACAUACAUUUUGUUGAGUGGUGCUUCACCAUUUCUGGGUGAGACCAAGCAGGAGACCCUGACCAACAUCUCAGCCGUCAACUAUGACUUUGAUGAGGAGUAUUUCAGUAACACCAGUGAGCUGGCUAAAGACUUCAUACGGCGUCUGUUGGUGAAGGAUCCAAAGAAAAGAAUGACAAUUGAUGACAGCCUUGGACAUCCUUGGAUCAAGGUGAUUAAGAGACGAAAUGUGCGUCCAGAGGAGAGGGACCACAAGCCUGAGCGUCGACGCCUGAAGACCACUCGUCUUAAGGAGUACACCAUCAAGUCCCACUCCAGCAUGCCACCCAACAACACGUAUGUCAACUUUGAGCGUUUCUCUCAAGUGCUGGAGGAAAUCGCUUCAGCAGAGGAAGGCCUAAAGGAGCUGGAGCGCAAUCAGCGAUCCUGUCAAGAGGAUGUGGCAGCGCUACUGUCUAUCUAUGAGGAGAAGGAGGGCUGGUACAAGGAGGAAAACCAGAGCAUCUCCAGUGACCUGAGCCACAUCCGACAAGAGCUCCAGCGCUCUCAGGCCCAGCGCAAGAAAUGCCAGGAGGACACACGGGUCACCAUGCAGGCCGCCAACAUCCUCAAGCGCAAGUUUGGGCGCCUGGAAAACCGCUACGAGGUCCUGGCCGAGCAGGUGGCUUCCGAGGUUCGCUGGGUGGAGGAGCUGGUCAAGUCCAUAUCUGCAGAGAAGGACCGGCCGAGCUCUGGCAGUACACCCUGAGCUGAGCCCAGGUCUAACAAUGACAUUUUAUUUCUCAAAUAUCCUCCAGCAACUAUCCUCUCUGCAUGUGCGCUGCGCGGAGACUAAAUCAACGAGCGUCAUCCUGAGCCACGCUGCAGCUGCUGUUUCCAUUUAGAACAAAUGUUCCAUCCUCUAUGUCACACUAAAGAGAACCAGCACGAAGCACAGAGAACCAACAAUGAACCUGUUCCUCCAUUUUUGUUUUUUUAUACAUUUAUUUAUAAUUUUAUAAAUUCAUGUACUGUAAUUUUCAGCUGUAAUGGUUUUCUAACUUAGAGUAUCUUUUUUUUUCAACCUAACGUUAUUAUAUCUGAAAUUUCUAGAGCUUUAAAAGUCCUCGUUCCUCAAUUUGAAGGUUUUUUAAGAAAGAAAAACGGCUAAUUGUGUCAGGUUUGCAUUAAAUAAAUACAGGGAUGUUGAAUUAUUCCAUUAUAUGCAUUGCGGAUGUGAUUUUCUCAUCUACUUUAGUAAUAAUGACCAACUUUUUAAGGUUCAAUGUGAAAGAUUAGGAAACACAUUUUUGUGGUUCCAUUUGUAU
Cynoglossus semilaevis (tongue sole) is the source of this 2992-nucleotide messenger RNA. RefSeq names its product death-associated protein kinase 3 (gene dapk3). Gene Ontology annotation, molecular function: ATP binding; protein serine/threonine kinase activity. The record is from RefSeq and is a predicted model, not a curated record. Bases 1039 to 2433 code for a protein of 464 amino acids. The transcript has 9 exons. Gene Ontology annotation, cellular component: cytoplasm; nucleus. Gene Ontology annotation, biological process: protein phosphorylation; positive regulation of apoptotic process; intracellular signal transduction. Lineage: Eukaryota; Metazoa; Chordata; Actinopteri; Pleuronectiformes; Cynoglossidae.